This is a messenger RNA of Trichoderma asperellum CBS 433.97, 892 nucleotides long. The record is from RefSeq and is a predicted model, not a curated record. NCBI's taxonomy places the organism in Eukaryota, Fungi, Ascomycota, Sordariomycetes, Hypocreales, Hypocreaceae.
CACACUACCCACUCGAUGGGUAAAUACGCCGUGGCCGCUUCUCAACGCGCCGCAAGAAGACACCGUAGACACCCCCUUCCUCCCAAUAUUUUCAGACGUACAGAAAGACAAGUAAAACAGAAAGAAAAGAGCAAAAACUCCAAACUAAUCAAAUAUGGCGAAUGCUUAGACAUCCCACUAUGCCGUCCACAUCGCCACCGACAUGGUCCAUGUCCACAACAUCUUCCUCCGCGCCCUCAACAGCAUCAUCCUACAAUCACCAUAUGUUGUUAAACCGGGAGACAUUGUAGACUUGCUGUUCUACACCAAAACAGUCGUGAUUACCAUUGAUGCUCACCACUUCGGGGAAGAGGAAUACCUGUUCCCAGCACUAGCAGCCUAUACGAAGAACCAGGACAUCAUGUCCGUGAACCAGGCCCAGCACGCUGCUUUCCACACAGGGCUGUCACGCCUAGGUGAAUACUGCAAAUCUACUAGCCCGGCCGAGUAUUCGUACACGACGUUUAAGGGCCUGAUCGAUGCCUUUGCGCCGUCAUUGUACGAGCACCUGCGCGAUGAGAUUCCCACCAUGCUCGCUCUCAAGGUGUACCCGAGCGACGAGCUCAAGCGCAUGUGGGUUCAGGCCGAGAAGCACAUUACCGAUGUGGGGAGCUACGAUGAGAUGUUCCCUUUGGCGUUCGGAUGCAUGGAUCGCGGGUUUGAAGGCGGGAGGCACAAGUUCCCGCCAGCACCUUGGUGGGUUGCAUGGGUCGUCCAGUACUGGUUCGCCAGGCGGCAUCAGAGCGUGUGGCGUUUCAAUCCGUGCGAUAUGUGGAGGGUGCCACGGCCGCUGAAGUUCCUGCCAAUAGACAUGGACGGAGAGUUGGAUACUUGAUGCCUUGGGCGGCGGGAG